AUGGGUGGCUCACCUCCUUGCGGUGAUUCCAUCUGGUCUGUGAAGGACCAUCGACGACAGGCAGUAACCUCGAAGAAAUGGCCAUCGAAACCCGAGAACGAUUUCUCAAUCACUUUCUCGCCAGACGAUGCCAUCGGUGUCCAUUUACCUCACAACGACCCACUGCUAGUCGAGGUAGGAAUUGCGAAGUGUUACGUCGCUAAAUUGUUGAUUGACACAUGCAGUUCAGUCGAUUUAAUCUUUCAAGAUACGCUCCAUAAGAUGGGAGUCGACCUGCGCGACAUGAAACCAUCAUCUCCCUCCCUUACAGGAUUCAACGGUGCUUCCGAGACAAUGAUUGGUACAAUCAAACUCCCCGUCUAUGCCUGCGGAGUGAUACGCACGGUCAAAUUCUCAGUCAUCCGAACGAAAGCUCCUUACAACGCGAUCCUCGGAACCCCCUGGCUACAUUCUGUUAAGGCAGUGUCUUCGACAUAUCAUCAGUGCGUGAAGUUUCCAGGACCAAACGGUGAAGUGCAGACUCUUCGCAGAGACCAGCAGGCCGCUCGCGAGCUACUCAUUGCAACGGUGAAAAUGCAACAAUCAACUCCUCACAUCAACGCGAUAGCAAAGCAAAUUCAACCUCAGAAAGACGAGAUUUUAGAAGUCACCAUCGACGACUCUGAUAAGAGCAAAGUAGUCCGAGUCGGAGCCUUCCUCAACGAAGAGAUGCAACGCGCAAUCAUCGACUUUCUCAAGGAGAACGCUUCAACGUUUGCUUGGGCGACAUCGGAUAUGAAAGGAAUAAACCCCGCCAUCACAUCCCACGAGUUGAAUGUCGAUCCAACCAUCAAACCCAUUCGCCAGAAGAGACGAAAGCUAGGUCACGACCGAAGCAAAGCUGUCAAUGAAGAAGUUGAGCGACUCCUCACAGCUGGCUCAAUCACCGAGGUGCGAUACCCCGAGUGGCUAGCUAACCCGGUCGUCGUAAAGAAGAAGAACGGGAAGUGGCACGUUUGCGUCGAUUUUACCGAUUUGAACAGAGCUUGCCCAAAAGACAGUUACCCCAUCCCGCAUAUCGACAGACUCGUCGAGUCGACUGCUGGGAAUGAACUCCUGACUUUCAUGGACGCAUUUUCUGGUUACAAUCAGAUCAUGAUGCAUCCGGAUGAUCAAGAGAAGACGGCAUUCAUCACCGAUAGAGGGACGUACUGUUACAAAGUAAUGCCGUUCAGUCUCAAAACGCGGGUGCGACUUAUCAAAGACUCGUCAAUCGAAUGUUCGCCGACAAAUUAG
Brassica napus (rape) is the source of this 1275-nucleotide messenger RNA. RefSeq lists its product as uncharacterized. The record is from RefSeq and is a predicted model, not a curated record. The transcript has a single exon. Bases 1 to 1275 code for a protein of 424 amino acids. Lineage: Eukaryota; Viridiplantae; Streptophyta; Magnoliopsida; Brassicales; Brassicaceae.